GUUGCGAACGCAACACCAGAACGCCGUUUUGCAAGAGCUUUACAUUAUCCAACACGUCGCCGCUGUAAACUUUUACCUUCGCGCGUUUAUUUAAAAUUCCAAAACGGACAGUGAUGUGAGUGUUCAGUGGAUGAUUAGAAAAAUUAUGAACAAGUGCUAGUUUCUUGUUUUUCAACCAGAGCGACAGUUGCAAAAUGUUUUUGAGUUUGUGCCUUGUUAUUUGGAGUGCCUUCGCGCCGGCUCUGGCCCAAGGUGAAAGGCGCUGUGGCCAUCCAGCUGUGCCUCCAAAUGCAAGAGUAUCCAUAGCCAGCAACAAAGAUAUUGUCCCGGGUACCAUUGCUACGUACGAAUGCGAUCAGGGUUACGAACUCUUUGGUGCCCAUCAGAGAGAAUGCACGCUCAGAGGAGAGUGGACAGCGGAGGUUCCAUUCUGUGGAACCAACGUGGCCUUCCGAAAACCAGCGAACCAGUCAACCACGGUCCGCGGUGGAACAGCAGCCAAUGGCAACGACGGUGAGAAGACCACAGAACAUGAUGGAAAGCGGUGUACCGAAACGCAAAGGGAAGCGUCUCCUUGGUGGCAGGUGGAUUUACUCCGCCAUUAUGCUGUCAAGGUUGUCAGGGUCACCACUAGAGGUUGCUGCGGUCACCAACCGCUGCAAGACCUGGAAAUCAGGGUGGGCAACAGCAGCAGUGACCUACAACGAAAUCCUCUCUGCGCCUGGUUUCCUGGUACAAUCGAUGAAGGAGUCACAAAAACAUUCACAUGCGCACGUCCACUAGUCGGGCAACAUGUUUUCCUGCAGCUAGUCGGCGUGGAAGGAUCGCUCUCACUUUGUGAAGUUGAAGUCUUCACCACGGAAGAGUUCUCGAACGAUCGAUGCGCGCCACCCGGGGCCCCAGCGGAAAUCGAGCUGGCAGCCUUCUCCAGAAGCUGCUACGAGUUCAAUGUUAACAAGGGUGCUUCUUUCGAAGAUGCCCGCAGACAGUGCAAAGCGCACGGUGGGGACCUUAUUCAUGGCUUCCAGGGAGCGACAUCGAGUUUUCUAAUCCAAGAGCUAGACCGCCGCAAGUCACAGCUGAAGACUCAACUCGUGUGGAUUGGAGCGCAGAAGGAGCCGGGGCUCACAUCUAGGACUUGGAAAUGGGUUGAUGGUGACGUGGUAUCGCGCCCGGCAUGGGGCAAAGAUCAGCCGAACAACUACAAUAGUGAACAGAACUGCGUUGUGCUCGAUGGGGGAAGAUCUUGGCUGUGGAACGAUGUGGGCUGCAACCUUGACUACCUGCACUGGAUCUGCCAGUACCUGCCUCCAUCCUGUGGAAGUCCAGACAAGCUCCUGAACACCACCAUCGUGGGGGACAGCUACCAAGUCGGAGCCAGCAUCGCGUACAGAUGCCCUGAAGGUCACAUGCUCAUUGGAGAUCAGACUAGGGAGUGCAAGAAAGAUGGGUUCUGGUCUGGUAGAGCUCCUAGCUGUAAAUAUGUAAACUGCGGGAACGUCACGCCAAUCCAAGAUGGUGACGUCACUCUAAUCGACGGUAGAACAACGCACGGAGCGAGAGCUCAAUACACCUGUAGAGAGAAUCAUACCCUCGUAGGUGACGCCGAGAGAAAUUGCGGAGACAAAGGAAUGUGGAGUGGCGAAUCUCCGAAGUGUCUCUUUGACUGGUGUCCAGAUCCUCCCCCAGUAUCCGGGGCAACAGUAGCCGUCAGUGGACACAAGGCUGGAUCCCUGGCCACGUACACUUGCCAGAACGGAUUCAUAUUAUUUGGAGCUCCAAGCGUAACCUGCACCCUAGGUGGCCUGUGGGCCGGUACUCCUCCAUCCUGCAAGUACGUGGACUGCGGUACUCCUGCGCAAGUGCACAAAGGUUCUUUCAGGCUCCUGAAUGGCACCACCACCUACGGCUCGGUGGCACAGUUCACAUGUGAACAGGACUAUUGGCUGGCCGGUGUUGAAGUCCUCACGUGCAACCGAGAUGGAAAAUGGUCUCAUGAUAUUCCAUCAUGUGAAUUGAUAACAUGCCCAGACCCCGAAGUGCCAGCUGGCGGAUAUAUGGAGGCAUACGACUACAACAUACAUUCAACCAUCGACUUCCACUGCGAAAAAGGACAUAAACUAAUCGGUGAACCGAGUCUCGUCUGUCAGUCUGAUGGAGAAUGGUCCGGAGAAUCGCCUAAGUGCGAAUAUGUGGACUGCGGAAAACUGCCAUCCUUACCAUACGGGUCAGCGGAUCUCCUGAAUGGCACAACGCAUCUCGGCAGCGUGAUCCAGUACUCGUGCACGACUAACUACAGACUGGUGGGACCCGUACGCAGGAUAUGUACCGAGGAACAUCAGUGGAGCGACUCCUCACCCCGCUGUGAAGAAAUUCGUUGCCCAGAACCAGUAGUCGCAGAAAACAGUAUUGUCUCUGUUACUGGAAACGAUCGCAUGCACGGUCGCACACUUAUCCGUACGUCUGUAUCCACAAAUAGUGGGAAUACGUAUAGAAUCGGCGCUCUGGUGAAGUACCGGUGCGAACGAGGUUACAAAGUGAUUGGAGAAAGUCUAUCGACCUGCGAGGAUAAUGGACAAUGGAGUGGUGUCACACCAAAGUGUCAAUAUGUGGACUGCGGCAACCCAGGGCGUCUGGAGAACGGAAAGGUUACCUUGGCCACCAACGCGACGUAUUACGGAGCAGCAGCAUUAUACGAGUGUGAGAAGCACUGGAAACUCGACGGUGUAUCGAGAAGACUCUGUCAGGACAAUGGCACUUGGAGCUCAGAAGCUCCAGUUUGCAAAGAAAUUACGUGUCCAGAUCCAACAAUCCAAGCCAAGGGCAGCACAGGCUUGGUCGUGGUCACUACCACGCUGAGUAUCGGCGGAGAGGCCCACUACCGCUGCGAACGAGGUUACAGCAUUAAGGGAAACCAGACUAGGAGUUGUCUCUCCAGAGGCCAGUGGAACGGGUCACCGCCUGUCUGUUUCCCGAUCGACUGCAAGGCACCAGGGACAAUUGACAACGGGCGAAUCAUUACAUCAAAUGGAUCUACCCUCUUCGGGAGCUCCAUUGAGUAUCACUGCCUGCCGCAGUUCCAACGAGUCGGCCCAUUCCUUAGAAAAUGCAUGGACGAUGGGAAGUGGUCCGGUGAAGAACCAAGCUGUGAACUGGUCUCGAAUGAGGCGAGUGACAGUGGAACGCUACCGCUCAGUGUGGGCGUCGGAUGUGGAGUGGUUCUUUUCUUGCUUAUAUUGCUGGGAGUCAUUUAUUUGAGACUUAGGAAGGCAACGCCAGUGAAGAAUACGGAAAACGUAGAAGGCGCUGAAAGGAAGGAAGACCAAAAUGCUGCUGUGAUGAGCUACGCUACCUUGCACGACACUAACGGAAGACAUAUCUACGACCACGUCACCGAUAAUGUGUAUGAUUCUCCGUACAGUGAGAGAUUAGCAGACAAUGUAACUUAUGGCAGAAGAAGCGACACCGACUCUGCUUAUGAGCCCGAGCCUACGGGGCCCAAUGCUGUAGUCACCAUCAACGGCGUCGCUGUACGUUGAGCCGCAACUCCGCAGGACAGUGAUAUUAAAACUCGAGUUAUCCGGCUCGAAGGACCAUUUCCAUAGGUAACCACGAUCGAUCCAAUGUGUCAUAUGACGUAGUCGAUGUUUUAAAUUAAUUUUAUUUGUUAUCGGUUCAAAAAAUGUUCCUGAGAAUUUGCCAAGUCGUUACCUCGGAUUUUUUAGUGUUUUUUUUGCAUUAGUGACAAAAUUUUCAGCAACGGUUACCAUUUUCCCUAGACGUCGAGUAUAUUAACUGUAUUAGCGUAAGUAUAGUUGUGUUUAUUUUGUGAAUACAAAAAUGAAGGAAGUGUUCGUGUGAUCACCAACCCUUACUAGGUAUUGUACCAAAGAUGUAAAUGUGUUGGAUUUUUUACAUAAUAAUUAUAUAGCGGACUACAAUUCUCUGUCAAUAAUAACAAUAUUGCUUGCAUAAUAAAUGCGGUUGUGUCAAAAGUAUAAAUAAUGCUUUCACUUCAAAAUUGUAUAAAUAAACUAAACGUAUUUAAUGAACUGAAAGUAUUAACACAUAGUUAAGUGAAUUUUUAUUAUGAAUGAAAAUUAAUGUAUUUAUUGUUGUACCGUGUAUUGGUAGGUAAAUAAAUUUUGAUGCCAAAAUAAUACUGCUAUCGCUUGGUAGAAUAGGUCUUUUUUGUAGUUCUAGAUUUUUUCAAUUUCAUUCUUUUGUUUAGCUUAGUAUAGUAAACUGUGUUAUAAAACCGCUGAUUUACAAUUUUCUACGUUUAGACGUAACUGAUUGGAGAGAUCUAUGUCCAUUGGUGGUUCGUUAAAGAUUUUCUUCUCGUCAGAUUAGAUUUUUUAAAUAUAAUUUUAUAAAUUUAAGCCAUACAUAGUGUCAAAAUUCGCCAAACAAAAUACUAUGUGUUUUAAAAGUAGUGUAAUAUCUGUCUACAUGACCCUUAGCUAUAUGAAUAACAUUUAAAAGCUAGCUAGAUCAUGAUAAGGCUAGUCACAGACGCAUUAAUGCUCACUACAUUCCUGAUUAGGAACGCUCUGUAGGACAAUAGGAAGAGAUAGCUCCGCCAUAUUGUCAUAGUCAAAUAGGAACAAGUCUGGUAGCUCUACAUUAAAGUGCGCGCUCGCCAUGCGCCGUGUACGGAUGGGUGCUCUAGCGCUACACAACACUGGUCGUCUCAACGUGCAUUUAAUUAUUAUGCGAAUGUGUGCGUCUCGGUUGCGCGCACAUACAAGAUGCGCUGUUAUGAGAUACGGAGUUGCCCUACUUGUUCUUAUUCUAUGGUCUCUAUUUUUUGAAGACAGAGUAAAAUGACAGUUCUUUUGCGCAAAAGUGUUGCCCGCUUGUGAGUAACUAGUGAUUGCAGUCCGUAAAUAUUCUAUUGGUUAUCGACUGAAUAUUGACCACGUUUGUGGAAUAAAUAACCGAACUUGUUUCAUUUGAAUCGUCGUCGAUUAUUCAUCCAAUUACUGAGCAUAAGUUCAUUUGAAUUGUCCAUUUUUGCGAGUUCAUACAUACAUACAUUGUAUUUAGAACCAUGUUUAUGAAUAAAAAUACAAAGAGGAAACAUAUUUUAAAGUUUUUCAUUUUAAUUCAAUAUAGUUAAUCAAAUCCGGCUAUUCUUGUUAACACGUGUAUAUGAUCAAAAUUGAUCUCGACAAUGGUAGGUCAACUGUCAAAAGAAGAAUAAAGAAGGCAAUAACGCAAUUAGUAAUCAUUAAAAUGUCGUAACAUUCACAAUUCAGUCAUUUUUGGCAAAAUUUUAUCUCCUUUCACAAUGUAUCGAUAAAUCUAUCGACAACAACUACGUAACUAUUUAAAAUUUUAUGAAAACUAACAACCCUAGAACUGUCAUUUUACUCCGUCUUCAAAAAUGACAUAGUAUGCUGUUGUCGCAAUUUCUAAAUGACGUCUCCAUACAACUCCCAUAAAAAUUAACAUUUUUAUAUUUACGCCACCGACAGCGUAUGGACCUUCCACAGUAAACUUUGCCUAAUUACAAAAAUAAGUAUCAAUUUAAAAUUCUAGUAACAUCACAAUGUGCCUGUUAUAUCAAUGUAUUUUUUAUAUUCUUUUUGUAAAUAGUAGAUAAGUAUACAUAGUAAGUAGAAAUCGAAUACAUCACUGCCUCCUUUGACACACUGAACGGAGCCAGGCACUAUAUAAGCCAAGCCCAUGACCACUGACCACAUAGUCCAGGCUUUACGCGUUAACAAUAUUCUCAUCUUGCAUUACAUAUAACACACAGUGUAACUGUGAACAUAUACCAUACGUAUUCCUAUACUACAAAUAUACGAGUAUAACUAGGCGGUCGAAGCUCUGCCGGAGCGCAGCAGUCUUUCUUAUUUUUUUGUUUCUUUUUUUUUCACAAUUAAAUUUAAUAUUUUCCCUUAAAAUGGUGACCUUUGAUCUAGAUUAUCUCAAGUCACAUAUCGAAAUAAACAAUUUCAUUGGAUUUCAAAAAAAUUUUUCUCGCUGCGUUUCGAUAAGUAUACUCGUACGUAGUAUGUAUAAAUAUAGAUUUAAGAAAUUACCGAAUUCUUGUUUAUCUACAAACCAAAAUAUUUAAAAUAAAAAAAUAACACUU
This is a messenger RNA of Hyposmocoma kahamanoa, 6103 nucleotides long. RefSeq names its product sushi, von Willebrand factor type A, EGF and pentraxin domain-containing protein 1 (gene fw). The record is from RefSeq and is a predicted model, not a curated record. The transcript has 18 exons. Bases 195 to 3539 code for a protein of 1114 amino acids. Lineage: Eukaryota; Metazoa; Arthropoda; Insecta; Lepidoptera; Cosmopterigidae.